GGAGCGCGGGGUUGUUGACUCUGACGCCGGCGACGGACUCCAGCAUGCCUAGGCGCUCCAGCGACCACCGCAGCGGCAGCGAAGCUAGCGUGGCGUUGGUGACGAGGUAGGUCGGCCAGGUGAGCCUGACGCAGUUGAACCCCAUCGCUGCCACGCGCGCUGCGAUGUCCGACACGGGGCGCCGCGCCAGGCCCUCCGCGGCUGCGGGCUCCAGGUGCGAAGCCCAGUUCGCGCACGCCAGCUUCACGCGCCGCCCAUCCACACCUACAAUCCACCGCGACGCCGUCGAGAGCGGCAGCGCCAGGAGCGAGGCCGCUGCCGUGAGCGCGGGUAGGAGGAGAAGGGCGAGGAGGAGUGGAGAGGUGGAGGCCGCCAUGGUGAUUAGUUGUUGUGCGGAGACGCCGGAGACUAGAGGCGGAUCCGGAAUUUAAAUGGAGGACAGGUAUCUCUAUCGUGUGGGCCCAGAUAUCAGUGUCUCACGCAGAGGCAGAGACCACUUGGAUAAUAAUAACCAACGAUAAGCAGUUAAACCCAAGCAAGGCAUCUCGAAUGGCCACCGCCGUCCCCACGGCGGCUCUCCCCACACCGGGCCGCGCCGGGCCGGCGCCGCCACGUGCUCCACUCCGCGCAGAUCCUAGCUACUUGCCACAGCUCCACGCGGCACUAAUCAAGUCCGGAGAGCUCACCGGGUCGGCCAAAUCCUUCCACUCCCUCCUCGAGGCGGCCGCGGCCUCUCCGACGCUGCUCCCCUACGCGGUCAGCCUGUUCCGCUUGGGCCCGCGGCCGCCCCUUUCGACGCCGUGCUACAACGUCCUUAUGCGAGCUUUCCUUCACGCGGGCCACCCGGAGGACGCCCUGCACCUGUUCAUCGAAAUGCUCCACGCGGCUUCGGCCUGCCCCGCUGAUCAGCACACCGCCGCCUGUGCCCUCAAGUCGUGCUCCAGGAUGUGCGCCCUGGACGUAGGGCGCGGCGUCCAGGCGUACGCCGUCAAGCGUGGGCUCGUGGCCGAUCGGUUCGUUCUGAGCAGCUUGAUUCAUAUGUACGCGAGCUGUGGCGACGUUGCGGCGGCACGGCUUGUGUUCGACGCGGCGGAGGAGAGUGGCGUGGUGAUGUGGAACGCGAUCGUCGCGGCGUACUUGAAGAACGGAGAUUGGAUGGAGGUGGUGGAGAUGUUUAAGGGCAUGCUUGAGGUUGGUGUGGCCUUUGAUGAGGUCACAUUGGUGAGUGUGGUCACGGCAUGCGGAAGGAUAGGUGACGCGAAGCUUGGCAAGUGGGUUGCUGGACAUGUGGACGAGGAGGGGCUGGCGAGGAACCCGAAAUUGGUGACCGCACUGAUGGACAUGUAUGCCAAGUGCGGAGAGAUUGGUAAGGCACGGAGGCUGUUCGAUGGGAUGCAGUCCAGGGAUGUGGUUGCUUGGAGCGCAAUGAUCUCAGGCUACACGCAGGCAGAUCAAUGCCGAGAGGCGCUCGGUCUUUUCAGUGAGAUGCAGCUUGCAAGAGUUGAGCCGAACGAUGUGACCAUGGUAAGCGUGCUCUCUGCCUGUGCUGUCCUGGGUGCACUUGAGACAGGGAAGUGGGUGCAUUCCUACGUAAGAAGGAAGCGCCUAUCUCUGACAACUAUUCUCGGCACUGCACUGGUGGACUUCUACGCGAAGUGUGGAUGCAUUGACGAUGCGGUUGAAGCGUUUGAGUCAAUGCCUGUGAAGAACUCGUGGACGUGGACAGCCUUGAUAAAGGGCAUGGCAACCAAUGGGAGGGGCAGGGAAGCGUUGGAACUCUUCUCGUCAAUGCGCGAGGCCGGGAUCGAGCCCACAGACGUGACAUUCAUUGGUGUCCUCAUGGCUUGCAGCCACAGCUGCCUGGUUGAAGAGGGCCGCCGGCAUUUUGAUAGCAUGGCUCGGGACUAUGGCAUUAAGCCAAGGGUUGAGCACUAUGGAUGUAUGGUGGAUCUGUUGGGGCGGGCCGGUUUGGUAGAUGAGGCGUACCAGUUUAUCAGGACCAUGCCCAUCGAGCCAAACGCUGUUAUCUGGAGGGCGCUACUGUCUUCCUGCGCAGUUCACAGAAAUGUUGGGAUCGGGGAAGAAGCACUGAAGCAGAUCAUCUCCUUGAACCCCAGUCACAGUGGUGAUUACGUGCUCCUGUCAAACAUAUAUGCAUCGGCGGGACAGUGGAAGGACGCAGCGAUGGUUCGAAAGGAAAUGAAGGAUAGAGGGAUCGAGAAAACUCCAGGCUGCAGCCUCAUUGAGCUGGACGGGGUUGUCUUCGAGUUCUUUGCCGAAGACAGCGACCACCCCGAGUUGAGGGAGAUAUACCAGAAAGUCGAGGAGAUGAUUGGCAGGAUCAAGGUGGCUGGGUAUGUCCCAAACACAGCUGAUGUGAGGCUAGAGGUUGAAGAGCGUGAGAAGGAAGUAUCCGUUUCCCAUCACAGCGAGAAGCUGGCCAUUGCGUUUGGCCUCAUGAAGCUGGACCCUGGUGCAACAAUUCGCUUGUCGAAGAAUCUAAGGGUCUGCGCAGACUGCCACUCGGCCACAAAGUUGAUUUCGAAGGUGUACGAUAGGGAGAUUGUUGUUCGAGACCGGAAUAUAUUUCAUCAUUUUAAGGAUGGUACUUGCUCCUGCAAUGAUUACUGGUGAUACCAGUUUCCUGUAUUUUUUGCUAAGGUCCAGUCUCUUUAUUUCUGUUUUUUUUUAAUUCAGCUGCGGCUUCAUCAGGUUUUAGCUACAGUAGAAAGCAGUUUUCUGUCUGCAGAUACUGCUCCAGCUGUAGCGAGUGCAACCGAUGUUUUGGAACAGAAGUACAUAAAAAUCGGCAAUCUAAAAUAUUCCUACCUAAUA
This is a messenger RNA of Zea mays, 2835 nucleotides long. Its product is annotated as pentatricopeptide repeat-containing protein At1g08070, chloroplastic. Gene Ontology annotation, biological process: RNA modification. The record is from RefSeq and is a predicted model, not a curated record. The coding region runs from base 550 to 2634 and encodes 694 amino acids. Gene Ontology annotation, molecular function: RNA binding; protein binding; zinc ion binding. NCBI's taxonomy places the organism in Eukaryota, Viridiplantae, Streptophyta, Magnoliopsida, Poales, Poaceae. The transcript has a single exon.